AUGGAUUUGCUUCGGACACUAAUCAUUGAUAAUUAUGAUUCGUAUACUUUCAAUCUACUUCAGCUAUGGAAUAAAGAAGACGUUCAUAAAAACGUCGUCGUUAUACGCAACGAUCAGUUUGAAUGGGAUUAUUUUGUAGAUAAUAUUGCUCCUCAUUUUGACAAUAUAAUUAUCUCACCUGGGCCAGGAAGACCGGAUAAUGUGUCGGAUUUUGGUAUUUGCACCCGUAUACUCCAGCUUGAUGAUGUUCCAAUCCUUGGUGUUUGUUUAGGCCAUCAGGGCAUUGGCAAUGUAUUCGGCGCCCAGAUAAUCCAUGCACGGAAUAUUAUGCACGGUAGACUGAGCCCUAUUUACCAUAAUGGGACUGGCCUCUUCAACGGAAUACCAAACCCAUUUUCAGCAGUCAGAUAUCAUAGUCUUGUGGUCAAUAACGAAGAUUUACCAAAAGAUUUAAUGGUUAUCGCAACCACUCUGGAUAGCGAAGAACUAACAGUUAUGGCAUUGAAACAUGCCCAUAAGCCUAUAUACGGAUCAAUAUGCACUGAGCAUGGCCAUCAAUUGUUGAUGAAUUUCCAAAGAUUGAGUUUAGAAUAUUUGAAACGGAGCCAUGCAACCAGUUUAUUUUCACAAAUACCAUCCCAUAUAUUAUCUUUAUCGGUAUUUCCGGCUAUAGCUGGCAUUCCGCCACCGUUGUCUCAUACGACGACACCCCUGCAGAUAGUAUUCAACAAACUAAAUGAUGAUUAUUGGAGAGAUCCUCAGUUAAUAUUUCAGCAAAUCAUAUCAUUAGAUCAAUCUACUCUUGGAACAUGGUGGCUUGACAGUGCAAAGGAAAAUGUCUCUCAAUGUCAAUAUUCAUAUAUGGGAUCUACUCCGGCAUGUUCAAGUUCGUUCUCAGUCUCUUAUUUAACAAAAACCAAGCAACUCCAACUGGCGUGCUCUAACGGAAAGCUUAUGUCAAAACCGCUUCUUGGUUCAACCACAUUUUGGGAUUGGAUGACAGAAAUUACGAACAAACUCAAUAGCCGGAUUAAAAGUACUAUUGUCAUGAAUAACAACCAGAUUAUUGACGAUACAAUCCCAUUUGAUUUCCAUUUGGGCAUGGUUGGAUUUUUCGGAUACGAGAUGAAAAUAGAAUCACUGCCCGGAUAUGUGGUACCAAGCAAUCAGCAAAUAUCGAACCAUCAACCAGAUGCUGCUUUUAUAUUCGCCACCCAAGCCGUAAUAUUUGAUCACGAUAGGAGAAAUAUAUGGCUAGGUUGUUUAAUACGUCAGAACGCUGAGGAACACAUUUUAGAUGAUAUUGAACAGGAAGUAGGAAUAAAUAUCGGAAUGUUGAUGGAAGAAUGCGUGUCAUGGUUUCAAUGUAUGGACGCAAAAAUAUGUGGCUUGAAAAAUAAUUUCGAAACAUCUGGAACUAUCGCAAAAACUGGGAAAGAAGAAACCGAACCAAUAACUCCAAAUUCAUUUCCAUCUUUUGCAGAACCUUCACAGGCUGCAUUUAUUCCAGACUUACCUUCACGAACUUACAUGCAGCAAAUCAAAAAUGCUCAGUCGUACAUACAGCGCGGCGAAAGCUAUGAAGUUUGUUUGACUACACAAUUUCGUCACAUACUCACUUCUCGUUUGCCCAACAUCAUUGACCUAUAUUUAUAUAUUCGGACACACAAUCCGGCUCCCUUCUCUGCCUUUCUGAAUUUCACCACAGACAAUUUGGUUGUAUUGAGUUCAUCACCAGAGAAGUUUAUUGAAAUCAAUAGACUAGGAGAAGUUGAAAUGAAGCCUAUAAAAGGAACAAUGGCAGUAGCAAAGGGAUGUUGGUGCGAUGAUAAGGAAAAUUGUGAUGGUGGAAUCAAGUGCCAGAAAGAAGCAGAAAGAGAGAACAAGAAAAGAAUACGAGAUCUUGGCAGCAGUGUUAAAGAACGAGCUGAGAACUUAAUGAUCGUUGAUUUAAUACGAAAUGACCUUGCCCAGAUGUGUUUGCCACAUACAGUAAAGACACCAAAAUUGAUGGAGGUUGAAUCUUAUGAGACUGUACAUCAGUUAGUAACAACAGUGUGUGGACAGCUGAGAGAUGAAAUUGACUGUGUUACUGCUGUAAAAUGCUGCUUCCCACCCGGCUCAAUGACCGGUGCCCCCAAGCUCCGCAGCGUUCAACUUUUGGAUAAAUUAGAAUUUUACACUCCUCGUGGCGUAUACUCUGGCUGUCUCGGCUAUAUAUCUCUUCCCUAUAUUGCGCAGUCUAACCAGCAUAAGCAUUUUACCCGAGGAACGGCUAAGUUUUCUGUUAUUAUCCGGACUGCCGUAAUCAACUCCGGAACAGAAGUCUCUGUCGGUGCCGGAGGAGCAAUUUUGCAUUUAUCAGAUGCAAAGGAAGAAUGGGAUGAGGUGCUUGUUAAAUCGCGUGCGGUUAUUCCAAGGUAUACAAAUGCUUCUAAUGUGUGA
Messenger RNA from Paraglomus occultum, 2445 nucleotides. NCBI's taxonomy places the organism in Eukaryota, Fungi, Glomeromycota, Glomeromycetes, Paraglomerales, Paraglomeraceae. The record is from the annotation of a GenBank genome assembly.